AUGGCUCUAAGAAAUAAUAUAAAUUUGUAUAUUAAUGAUUCCACUAACUAUGGUGCAAUUUUAGAAUCGAGACAGGGAAUUCUAUUAUUUCAAAAUGAUUCUAUUUUUGAAAUAGAUGAAUACUUUUUAAAAACCCUGAAACCUCAAUAUUCAAAAUUUUAUGAAGGCUAUAGUUGCUUGGGAUUAAUAACAUUAUCGUUUGGUAGUAAUUUAGCCCAAUUCAUAAUACUGGUUAAUAAUUGUUCUUCCAUUGGUAAAAUAUUAGACAACGAGAUUUAUAAAAUACUCUCCACAAAUUUUAUUUGUAUUAAUUCAAAUUUGCAAUUUGAAGAAGAGUACAAUGGAAUAUCAGAAAUCAAAAAAUUUUUGAAUUCUGGGUGUUUUUAUUUUUCAUUUAAUAUUAAAUCCAAACCAUUUGACCUGACAUUAUCUGCAGAGAGUAUAAAGCAAAACUUAAAUACAGAUGAUAGAUUUUUUUGGAACAAAAUACCAUAUAGUUAUCUAUUGCAAAAUGGUAUAAACAAUGGUUAUAAGUGGUUUACCCCUAUUAUAUGUGGUUCAAUUGAUAUUAAAACUUGUUAUGCCGGUAAUAAUAAAGCCAAAUUAUGCCUUAUUUCAAGGUUUAGCUGUGAAAGGGCAGGGACAAGGUUUAAUGUUAGAGGCAUAGAUGACAAUGGAUUUGUAGCAAAUUUUGUAGAAACAGAACAAGUCAUAUAUUUAGACGAUGAAAUAGUUAGCUCAUUUGUUCAAAUUAGAGGAUCAGUUCCUCUUUUCUGGGAACAAACUGGGAUUCAAGUGGGCGCUCACAAAAUCCAAUUAUCAAGAGGAUUUGAAGCGUCUCGUCCCGCUUAUGAAAGGCACAUGCAUUUAAUAAAAACUUUAUACCAAAACAUAAUAAUACUCAAUUUAUUGGGCAAUAAAGAAGGGGAAAAAUUACUCAGUGAAACCUACCAGCAUCUUCACAAAAUAUCUUCUUUCCACGAUAUUAUUCCGAUGGUCCAAUUCGAUUACCACGCCAAUUGUCGCAACAUUAAAAAUGCGGCCCAAAAUUUGUCAAAUUUAUGGGAACAAAAUCUAUUACCCUCCCUCAUAAAACUCAAAAAUUCUCAUUCUAGUGAUUAUAAAGGAAUGUUUUUCCUGAGUCACGGUACCAGUGAAGGGACCAGUAAAGCAAAUAGCUUCGAUCAAAAUGUUGUUUUCAGAUCAAAUUGUGUAGAUUGUAUUGAUAGAACGAAUGCCACUCAAACCUAUAUUGCCAGAAAAAUAUUGAUUUUCCAAAUGUUAGUUCUGGGUCUUAACGAAAAACAACUAUUUACUCGAUUUGAUGAGAUAUUUAGGAGUAUGUGGGUCGCGAACGGUGAUAAACUCAGCAAUAUAUACGCCGGGACUAAUGCUCUAGAAUGUAAAGGAAAGCUUAAAGAGGGGGCACUAUCCGUCUCGAGAACUAUUCAAAGCAACUUUCUCGAUGAUUCUAGACAAUUAGCUAUCGAUCUGUUGCUCCUAAACUCUUCCAAAACACAUUAUUUGGAUUACGUGCAAACCAUAUUUCCUGUCGGCAUUAAUUGGGUGUCCUCUGAACUGAUUGAGACACUUUAUUAUUGGUAUCGAGAGAUAACGGAGCCUUUUACUCUCCGCUUAUUCUUAGGCACCUGGAAUGUCAAUGGCGGUAAAUGUCUUACCUCCACGGAUUCCGAAAAUUUAAGUGAGUGGCUGACGGCUCCUAUCUACAAAAUUAGUUUUAAAAGUUCGCCUAUUAAAGAUUGUGAUGAUAUGGUCCCCGAUGUGUAUAUUAUUGGUUUUCAGGAAAUUAUCGAUUUAAAUGCCAAAAAUAUUGCUAUUUCAAACGUGGAAAAUCAAAGAUAUUGGGAAACCGAAAUACACAACAUUCUAAAACUUAAAGGAAAAUUUGUGUCAGUUAUAAGCGCUCAGUUGGUUGGAGUCUGCGUUUUUUUAUUCGUUAAUCAUCCCCUUGUUCAUUAUAUCAAAGACAUAUCAGUCACCAAAGUUAAAACAGGGUUAGGUGGCACCGCCGGCAAUAAAGGAGGCAUUUGUGUUCGGUUUACUUGCGGAUCUGAAUCAUAUAGUUUUGUUUGCGCUCAUUUGGCUGCAGGUCAGAGCCAGGUACGGGAGAGGAACUCUGAUUUUGCCGAUAUUAGCUCAAAAAUUCAUCCUAUUGUGAAUAACACUGACUACCUGUUUUGGUUUGGAGAUUUUAAUUAUAGAAUCGAUAUGCCGAUUGAUAAUGUUAAGGAUUAUAUUAAAGAAAAGAAAUGGGACCACCUUACCUCGGCUGAGCAGUUGACACUCCAGAGACAUCAUAAACACGCAUUUCAAGACUUCAAAGAGGGUUUCCUUACAUUCGCUCCUACUUAUAAAUACGAUCUCUUUUCCCAACACUACGAUACUUCCGAUAAAAGUCGGAUUCCGGCGUGGACAGAUAGAAUUUUGUGGAAACAUAAAUCUAGACCAGGAUUUAAUCAUUUAGAUGGUAAAGUUGAUUCUGAGACUGACGUCGAUGGGAAAAAUGAUGAAAUUGAUAAGAGUUGUAGGCAACUUAUAUACGGGAGAGCUGAAUUGAAGAGUUCUGAUCAUAGACCCGUAUACGCUAUAUUCGAUACCGAAACCCGUCUAUUUAACCCCGAUUUAUUUGAAUCCAAGCUAGAUUCCAUAGUUAACGCGGCCGGUCCUUUAGAUAGAUCCGUUAGAAUUUAUUUGCAUAUUUUGAGAAACAAAAUGGAAAUGAAUAAAAAUGCAGAUAGAAAACCUCCACUACUAAAGGUUGAAUUUACUCAUGAAGAUUUUAGCGAUGAAGAUUUGAACGGUAUUUAUCAAAAUCUGUACGAUAGUUUAACUAACAAUGCCGGUGAAAUCGUGUGGCUUAGAUUCGACCAAGCUCCGCUUUCCUCAUCACUACCUUCUAGUUUCCUCCUUAAUCUUCCGCCUGGUCUGUAUUACGCCUACGGCCUAACCUGCACCUUCGUCAAAGGCUACGCUGCCGUUUAUGCCUCGCAACGUUUGAAUCUCACUAAUUUAUUAUCUACUUCCGGCGUUGUUGAGCUGGUUGUUAGGAUAAGAUAUGAUGAAAUUAACGCGUCAAUUCACCAGAUUGUAGAAACCUCAAAAGAAGUAAGGGAGGUACAAAACCAUGGUCUCUGGCGAGAGAUUUCAAAAGGUGAACUAGUCGCUUUGAAAAAUGCUAAUUGCUUCAUGAGAGAAUACGAAGACGCAAAAAUUAAUCAGCAAAGCUUUAUGGAAGACGAUAUAGUGCUACAACAUGCUGAAGUCAUUGAUAAUGAUAUAGGCCUUGAACUAGAUACUGAUACCAAUUUCGGUAACGUUAAUUCUCGUGGUUCUAAUCAAAAUAUUUCAACUAUUAAAGAAGAUAUAUUAGUAAAAUCAUCCGCACUGCAAUACACUUCUUUAUACGACGAUAUGAAUAUAAAGCAUGAGAAUAUUUGGUUUGAAAAUAUGUUCAAAAACAAGUUAAAGUUACCGCCAAACAGACCCCCUCCACCAAAAUUUUUCCAAAGUUUAGAUAAUGGUAAAUCCGUUGAACCUCCACCAUUAUUAGAUAUUGAUUUUGAUUCCAACUCAUUUAACAUUAACCAUAGUAUUAUACCCCAAAAUGAUAACUAUUCCUCAAAUACCUCAACAUUUUUUGAUAAUCAUCACCAUUCACCAAAUUCAUCGGAUUUUUAUUCUCUCGCCGAUAGCCACAUAAAUAGUGAAGACAUUUUUUCUUCCAGCAAUAAUAAAAUUGGGAGUGAGAUCGCAAAACAAUUCAACAUUCCUUCUUACACAGAUAAAUUUAAUGGGUUUCCCCACAAUUUCAUUGACGUCGUCAAUCAUCAGCAAAUCACCACAGAGCUAAAUGAUGAAAAGUGUAUUCAUGCUCACCAAAAUAAUGAUAACACAGAAAAAUCUCGCUUUUAUUGGAAUAAAAACACUGAGGCACAAAUUAACACUUUUGACAAUAUAUUAUAUUCACAGAAUAUAGAUAAAUUUUCUAACCAUGAUACUAAUAUUGUACCUAAAUCCAAAUUUUACCAAAAUAUUACCAAUGAUAACGAACUUAAGAAUCUCAAAAAUUUACCUCCCUUACCGCCGGGUCGGACUAAAUUUGGUCCGCCAAAACUAUGAGAUAAAAUAUUUAUUUCGCUUUAAACAAAUAUAUAUUUUAAAAAAAUAAAUGAUCUUCCAAAAUAUACAAACAUUGAUAAUAAUAUUUUUAAUUUCUUCUUUUUUUUUAUACUCACAACUAAUCAUGUAAAUAUUUUAUUGGUGUCUAUUUAAAACAAAACAAUAUUUAUACCGUUUUUAAUAAAACCUGUUGUCAAAUUUUUUUUAUAAUAAUAAUAUAGCAUAAAUAAUAUAUUUAAUUUGCAGCUCAAUUUCAUAUUCCAUAAUAAAAUAGAUUUAAUUCCGAGUAAAAAUAGAUGCUGAGAUGAAUAUAAUUUAGUGUUAUGCUGCAUUCCAUAAAUCACAACAAAAUAGUCAUAUUUUAUUUGUCUAAUUAUUAUUUAUAAAGCCAUAAUUAUUUGGGUCCCUAAUAUUCUAACUAUUGAAAAAAAAUAAUAAGUGCAAAUGAUUCUGAACUGAUAUUUUUUUCGUGUAACUAUUACUUUUUAUCAGAAUUAAUCUCAGUAUUUUUUCAAUAAUAGAGGCAGAAAAUACUGCGAGCCUCCAAUUAUAUUAAAUUUUAAAUAAAUUAGCAAUAAAAAGAUAUUUAUAGGGAUAUCAUAUUUAUCAUCAUAUUUUGAAUAGAUAAUAAUAUAACUAUUCUGCUACUUUUUGCAAAAGUCUUUUACGAUUAUU
This is a messenger RNA of Gordionus sp. m RMFG-2023, 4815 nucleotides long. Its product is annotated as synaptojanin-1-like. The transcript is spliced from 23 exons. Gene Ontology annotation, molecular function: phosphatidylinositol-4,5-bisphosphate 5-phosphatase activity. NCBI's taxonomy places the organism in Eukaryota, Metazoa, Nematomorpha, Gordioida, Chordodea, Parachordodidae. Gene Ontology annotation, biological process: synaptic vesicle endocytosis; phosphatidylinositol dephosphorylation. The coding region runs from base 1 to 4140 and encodes 1379 amino acids. The record is from RefSeq and is a predicted model, not a curated record.